AUGGGCAACUCCAGCACAAGUAUCGAAAACAUCAAAGCCUUUUCCCCAAAGACAAGACCCCCCUCAAAGAAGAAAUACACCGAAAAAGCCUCCUUCGCUGUCAGGAAGCGAUGGAUGGAGCUCCUCUCGGCAUUACCUGAAGAAUACUUCCAGCGCAACCAUGAACUUCAGGUCAAAUCCAGCUUUUGGAACGCCCUCGAAACACUGAGACCAGAAGAGCAUGAUGCUGCUGACAAAUUUGAGCACAUCACUAUGAACGAGAAAGAGUGGAGUCGAUAUGCUGUGCGUGCCUGCGUCAUCUACAUUGAAUGCGGGCUAUUGGAUGAGCAGAUAUUGAGUAUCCUCAAUCAAACCAUUGCAUAUGUCGCCGUGUGCGCGUUGCGUGCGGGACAUAGACGUGUUUACUUCGACGACGGAAUCAACGUGUUCUUCGAUCCGUGCGACUCUGGUAUGGCGUAUUCUUCCAGACAGAAGUAUGAAAUACUCCUCGAAAGAUUGCGGGGGUUAAAAUCUGUCGAAAAUAAGCGUAGUGUCACUCUGGCUGUUUCUGGUGAUGGUCAUGAGCAGAAACCCGCCGCUGCUGCUGUUGCUCAGGCCACUCCAGCAUCAACGACUGUCACCCAGCCACUCAAGAUCCCCAGUUCGCAACCUUUUCUCAACGAAAAUCAAAUUCAACACCAGAAAAACAAGCCAAAAAAGAGAAGGAGCAAGAAGAAAAGCAAAGGACUCCAGGAGAGGGAUCAUUCUGAAACAAAGACACUCAAACGAAGGCUUUUCGACGACUAUACGAUGGGCGAGCAUAAAAAGCAAAAGUUUUCGAAGCACCGGUGA
Talaromyces atroroseus is the source of this 831-nucleotide messenger RNA. RefSeq lists its product as hypothetical. The transcript has a single exon. The coding region runs from base 1 to 831 and encodes 276 amino acids. The record is from RefSeq and is a predicted model, not a curated record. NCBI's taxonomy places the organism in Eukaryota, Fungi, Ascomycota, Eurotiomycetes, Eurotiales, Trichocomaceae.